UUCGAAGUGAGCCCAAUGAUGAAACCAACGGCCCUCCUCCUAGCGCUUGCAGCCCUCGUCUCGUCGUCCGAGGUCAUCGUCAAGUUCAGCGACUCGAACCUGGUGAAGGGGUCGCAAGACACGUUGAUUGAAGCGAGCACGAUGUCGCUGGCUCGCCUCGCGGUCGAGUCGCUCGCCCUCCCUCAGGCGGUCGUCAGUCACACGGACGAAUUUUCGGUAGUCGCCGACUUGUUUGCGCACACAAACGCGUUCGGUUUUGUUGUGCUUGAAAACGCUGCAAAAGACUUGAACGUGGAAAGCGGUAACUAUGCGUUCGAAAAAUCGGUCACCUUGCAAGAUGCGACUCUGAGCCAAUUGCCGCAACUUAUCAACGCGAUGGCGGAAGGCCUGAAGCAAAAGAACGCCGAGAACGUCGUUUCAUGCUUUGGGGAAUUCUGCUCCUCAACGAGUGAGUCGCUUCUCACUCCCGUUGCUGCGUCCAAGGAAGACGGGAUCUGGAGUACGCUUGACAUGCUGGAACAUAAAAACGCCGCCGACAAGAAGUUUGUCCAAGAAUUGGCGCACCUCCAUGGCAUCGUGGAAAACCUCCAAGCCCAUCCUCGUGAUGCUCAAACCAAGGGCAUUUUUGUGGCCUCGGUGGCUGGCUUGUCUGAACUGGACACCGGAAAACAAGCAUCCGCACAAGCCGCUGUUGAAAAGUCGGUCGCAGCUUUUCAAUCCGCAUUGAAGACGGCAUAUGGCCCCGUGGGCUUUCAAGUUUUUAAGCUUUCUGGGUCUGUUCAAGUGGACCCGAAGGACUUGACCGCGUUUGUCCGUCAACUCUCUCAACUUGACGUUUCCCUUGCUGCGAACACAACGAAUGGCACCCUGCCAAACCCGCUGACCGUUGAAAGUAUUGCAGAGUACCAAGUGAUCUUGUGGACGUCAGUUCUACUUGUCGUCGUCGCUUUCGUUGCCGUCUCGAUGAUGGGAUCGAUUGAUGCCAGUCGCGACAACCUGCUCUACGCCAAGUUCCUUACCGACCCCAACGGCCGCAAGAACGAUUAAGUCCAUGACAACCGCUUCGCCGCAUGCCCUCGUAGCUUGGCUAAGCGAAAAAGUAUAUUCAUGUCGUUGAGCUGUGUGCGUGCUGACGGUGCUGGACAAUGACCAAGGUGUCGUUGGUAUUGUCGUCGUCGGUGAGGGACGUUCGGAAUGAGAUGCGUCGAAGUCAAUAGUAGUACUACACCUCCCUCUAUAGAAAUUCAAAGG
Molecule: messenger RNA, 1251 nt
Organism: Aphanomyces invadans
Lineage: Eukaryota; Oomycota; Saprolegniomycetes; Saprolegniales; Verrucalvaceae
Exons: 1
Coding region: 16-1047 (343 amino acids)
Cellular component (GO): membrane; external side of plasma membrane
Molecular function (GO): signaling receptor activity
Source: RefSeq, a predicted model, not a curated record